Uranotaenia lowii is the source of this 793-nucleotide messenger RNA. Its product is annotated as U11/U12 small nuclear ribonucleoprotein 35 kDa protein-like. The transcript is spliced from 2 exons. Gene Ontology annotation, cellular component: U12-type spliceosomal complex; precatalytic spliceosome. Gene Ontology annotation, biological process: mRNA splicing, via spliceosome. The record is from RefSeq and is a predicted model, not a curated record. Bases 55 to 693 code for a protein of 212 amino acids. Lineage: Eukaryota; Metazoa; Arthropoda; Insecta; Diptera; Culicidae. Gene Ontology annotation, molecular function: snRNA binding; mRNA binding.
AGCGUGUACCGGCGUUUUGUUUACCAACAACUUUCCCCUCUGGAUGCGCUCUGCAUGCGAACCAUGUCGGUUCCAUCGGAUAGCGGCCAUCGGCACCAGCAGUGGUCUCCGUAUGUUCGCAAAGUGUACGAUCCGAUAAAGGUGGGAUCAAUUGAUGGAACCGAUGAGUUUCCGCACGAUCGAGCGCUAGUUCGGGCAAUGAACAGCAGCUACAAACCGAACCGGAAGGUGGUCGGUGACCCAUAUCAUACGGCGUUUGUGGGUCGUCUUGAGCACACAGUAACCGAGGAAAGGCUGCGGGCGCUUUUCGAGAGGAUCGGGACGGUGGUCCGUUGCCGGUUGGUUAAAGAUAUUGUCACGGGGCUGUCUCGGGGAUACGGCUUCGUUGAAUUCAGCCGCCGGAAAUAUGUCGAGAGGGCGAUUCAGGAGCUGAAUGGACGGACUGUUGAUGGGAAAGAUAUUCUGGUAGACGAAGAGUGGGAACGACGGCUUAAAGAUUGGAAACCCCGACGGCUCGGUGGAGGUUUCGGUGGUAGGAAACAAAGUCAACAGUUACGAUUCGGAUGUAAAGAGCUACCGUGGAGGAAACCUUCAAUUGUGGGAGAGAAAUAUUACAGCAAGAACGAUUAUUACAGAAAGACCAGUCAACAUAGGAAGUUUCUCAACAAGAUUGACCACACCGAAGGUUCGUAGUUGGUUUUCUAUUUAUGGAAAAUGCUACACAAUAAGGUAAAUAAGACUGCAACGAAUAUAUUUUAAUAAAAUGAUCAAUUCCUAGGAGACUUUUUUUUAA